This is a messenger RNA of Aspergillus saccharolyticus JOP 1030-1, 4323 nucleotides long. Its product is annotated as putative plasma membrane phosphate transporter Pho87. Gene Ontology annotation, biological process: polyphosphate metabolic process; monoatomic anion transmembrane transport; phosphate ion transport. Gene Ontology annotation, cellular component: membrane. Gene Ontology annotation, molecular function: phosphate transmembrane transporter activity. Lineage: Eukaryota; Fungi; Ascomycota; Eurotiomycetes; Eurotiales; Aspergillaceae. The coding region runs from base 77 to 4027 and encodes 1316 amino acids. The record is from RefSeq and is a predicted model, not a curated record. The transcript is spliced from 8 exons.
GGCCGAUAUAAGUGACUUCAUCCAUUUCUUUCUCUCCCCAAUUGACAGUCUCCGGUCAUUGAAGGGUACACCUACCAUGCCGCCGCGUCUCAAUCUUUUCACCGCAAAAGCGGUUCCCGCCCUUUGCCAGCCUGCCACGGUCGCUGGUCGCCGCAGCAUCGCGACUAUUCUGAACGCCAACCGGCCCUCGACCUCCAAUGGCGUGAACUCGGGUCUUUUCACUUCGGUGCACAUGUCGAAGCGGUGGAACUCGUCUGGUAGUGAUGGAAAGGACAGACCAGAGGGCUUCAAGGGCCCGACGGAGGAUCCUUUGCCCCAUGUCAGUGAAGAGGCGGCAGAAGUCAGCAAGAUUAUGGACAAGCGAUGCGACGGCGUCGCCGCCAGUCCGGAAUUGGAGCAGGGAACGCCCAUUUCUGAGAUCUUGCAGCGUGACAAAAAUGCCCUGAAGCAUAUGCCCAGAGUCAUGCAGGACCAGAUGAAGAACCAAACGGGCAAGCGCUCAUUCUCAACAUCUGCUCGUCGCAUGCAGCCAGAGCUAGCAGGGUCGUCGGAUUUCGAAGAUUCUUCGGCUGCGCUUGUGGCCAACAUGGUUUCCCAGGUCAACCAGCAAGCAGCUGAGCUGCAUCCUGGGCUGAAAUUCGAGGCGCCCACCAAGCCUAUGACCAAGACUGACAAUUUCCGUUCGCGAUAUGACGGAUUGUUGGAGCAGUUCACAAAGCAACUCAUGCGCGAUGGCAAGCUGUCCAAGGCCUACAAGGAUAUGGCUUUUAUCCUUGACCACCUACGGACUUCCCCUCCCCCUUCCAGGAACCCGAAGCGGCCUCUACUUCCCGGCCCCCCGAACGCCCAACUUCCUCUGAACCCUGUCCUCUACCUCACUCUCAUUGUCGAUUCCGUUGCUCCUCUGCUUAAGAUCCGCCAACAGAAGGGUCUCAUCGGUGGUGGUGUAUCGAUGCAGAUCCCUGUUCCUCUCGCUGUCAGACAGCGUCGGCGGACGGCCAUUCGGUGGAUCAUCGACGCCUCCGACAAGCGUCGGGAUAGCAACUUCGCUAUGAGAGUUGCACAGGAGCUGGUUGCUGUUGCGGAGGGCCGUGGUGGUGCGUGGGAUCGCAGAGAGAUGGUACACAAGCUUGUCUCGCACCCCCCCGCGCGCUUUCGUCGCAUCCUUUUCUCGUCCGACACGGUGUCGUCGAAUGCCGUCGGCCGAUCUGUGGCACGCAUCGCUUCUGCGAGGGGUGCCUACACGCACGAUAACAACAUAACCCCUCCCGGACAAGCUAUCGAACUCGUUGACGGCACAGACCAGGAGAAGAGGGCCGUCACCCCGCGCACCCAUCACCAGCAGCAGCAGCAGCAGCAGCACAGAAGACCGAAUAGAAUCGGGUUUUGGAUAGAAGCCCUUCAACGCUGCGCUCACCGCCAUCAGGGCGUCAAAUCGUUCAAGAUGAAGUUCUCGCAUAGCAUCCAGUUCAACGCGGUGCCGGAUUGGAGUGCCUACUACCUCGCUUACAGUAAUCUGAAGAAAUUGAUAUACUCCUUAGAACAAGAAGCGCACCGCUCGGUUGGUCAAACCCAUGCCGAUGUUGAGUCUGCUCCGCUGCUUGACAAUACCCCAAAUCCGGAUGCCAUCUUCCGUCGGGCUCUAGAUGCGGAGCUGGAGAAGAUUUGCUCGUUUUAUCAGGUCAAGGAGGUUGAAGUGUUCAAGGAAGUCGAAGAUGUGGCUAGACUUGCGGAGGAGUACGCGUCCCGGGCCGACUCGGCGAACAUUGACCCGAUGAGUGAGAACAUGGCCAAGGCAAGAACCAUGAGUUCGGGAUCGAAGAACAGACAAGAACGGCGGCGUAGCACGUUCAGUGACACUAUAGGUGAUGAUGACGAUGAUGAUGACGAUGCGGACAGUGACGAUGACCGUGCCGCGCCCACUAAUCAGAACCGACCUCGUUCGCAUGGGGCCGAAUCCAGUAAUCAUGAUGGCAGUCGCACGGAAGAUAUGGGGGACUCCAGUGUCUGGGCAGCAGACUCCAGGCUUCUGGGGUACAACGGCCGGUCUAUGAGCCGUGCAGGCCCUCAGGAUGAGCAUUUCUCCGAUCCUACUGUGGUGGACCUGUACAAUGAUGGUCUGUCUCUCAAGAAACAGGCUGUUACCGCUUACGUUUCCGUCUGCGGACUCAAGUCGUACAUCCAGCUGAACAAGACGGGGUUUUCCAAGGCCUUGAAGAAGUACGACAAGAUCAUGGACCGUAACCUGCGCCGGGAAUACAUGAGCGCGGUUGUGGCUCCGGCCUACCCUUUCACGGACUCUACCAUGGAGAGAGUCGACGAUCACAUCCAUAAGAUCGAGUCUGUCUACGCCCAGGUCAUCACUAUGGGCAAUCUGCCUCUGGCUAGACGUGAACUGCGACUGCAUCUGAGAGAACAUGUUGUCUGGGAAAGAAACACCGUCUGGAGGGAGAUGAUUGGCAUUGAGCGGAAGGCCCAGGCUGCCAACGUGGGAAUCCGUCGUACUCUCCUCGGGGGCGACGAUGAUCCAGCAGCCGCACGCCGCCAGGGCGACGAGCAAGAAACUAAGACCACGGUGGUGAGAACGCCUAUUGGUGUCUACCACUUCCCUCAGUGGGUUUGCAGUUUGAGCUUCGGCACACUGGUCUUCAUUUUGGCAGUUUUUGCGACUUUACUUUCUGUUCCUAUUCUGGAGAAACCGGAGCAGCAGAAUUGUUUGGCUAUGCUUGUUCUAGUCAGUUUGCUAUGGGCUACAGAGGUCAUUCCCCUCUUCGUGACAUCAUUGCUCAUUCCUUUUCUCGUCGUGAUGCUUCGUAUCAUGAAGUCAGAGGACAAGCCGCAUCAGCGGUUGGGACCGAAAGAGGCCACCAGCGCCGCCUUCGGUGCCAUGUGGACGCCGGUCAUCAUGCUCCUACUCGGCGGAUUCACAAUUGCAGCCGCAUUGUCCAAAUACGAUAUCGCUCGUCGCAUGGCCUUGUUCGUGCUGAGCAAAGCUGGUUCAAAUCCUCGAGUAGUCCUCCUCACAAACAUGUUCGUGAGCAUGUUCUUGAGUAUGUGGAUCAGUAACGUUGCCUCACCGGUGCUGUGCUAUUCGAUCAUCCAACCUCUUCUGCGCAACCUGUCGCCGGAUUCCAGCUUCGCUAAGGCCCUCGUGCUGGGAAUUGCCCUUGCGGCCAACGUAGGGGGUGCAGCGUCGCCCAUUGCUUCUCCGCAGAACAUCAUCGCCCUUCAGAAUAUGUAUCCCAGUAUCAGUUGGGGCACCUGGUUCUUUAUCUCCUUGCCUGUGUGUAUCAUCUCUAUUCUGCUGAUCUGGGUUCUGUUGCUGGUCAGCUUCAAUGUGGGCAAGGAUACGACGAUUGUCCCAAUUCGACCCCUCAAGGACAAGUUCAGCGGCGUGCAAUGGUUCAUCACCAUCGUGACUCUGUCCACCAUCGGCCUCUGGUGUGGCAGCCAUCAGCUCGAGCACAUCUUUGGUGACAUGGGCGUGAUCGCCAUCAUCCCCAUGGUUCUCUUCUUCGGCACCGGGAUUCUCAACAAGGAAGACUUCAACAAUUUCCUUUGGACCAUUAUCAUCCUGGCAGCCGGUGGCCUGUGUCUCGGCAAAGCCGUCACCUCUUCCGGGCUGCUGCAUACGCUCGCCAAUGGCAUCCGGAUGCGUGUGGAGCAUCUUAGUCUGUAUGGAGUGCUCAUUGUCUUCUCCGCCUUGAUCUUGGUGAUCGCCACCUUCAUCUCCCACACCGUCGCCGCGUUGAUCAUGCUCCCCCUGGUUCGCCAGAUCGGAAUCAGCAUGGCGGAUCCUCACCCGAACCUGCUCGUGAUGGCCAGCGCUUUGAUGUGCUCCGUCGCCAUGGCCCUGCCUACAAGCGGUUUCCCCAACAUGACUGCCAUCAUGACCGAAGUCCCGCAGACCGGCCAACGGUAUCUGACUGUCCGUCACUUCUUUACCCGCGGCAUCCCGGCCAGUUUGAUGGCGUUUGUUGUGGUCGUGACAGUGGGAUAUGGGUUGAUGUACAUCGCCGGGUUGUAGAUGGGGACGAUUGAUGUAGACCGUCGCGUGGUGUGGGUUUGUCUGGGGGAGUGCUUGCCGUACAUGUGUGUGUGUGUGUGUUGACGAGUUCAUCUUCUGUUUCAAACUGUAGCUUUGAUUGGUUUCCAGGUAUAGUACUGGGUCUGCGAUGUGGGAGGUGUGUAGCUCUUUAGCUUUGCAUGAUCUGGUUGUCUUGUGUUCGUGUUGUUUGAACUUGUCUUGUUUACCUGUGCAGAAUAGAUGAGAUAUAGAGCGUUAAUUGUUUUUCCUGUCAAUUACACACUGAACUAACUGCC